AUGUAUAACAUUUUAUUAGAUAGCUUUCAGACCAUGGUUAACAAUCAUCAGUCAAUUGCCCUGGCUCCAUCCCCGGAAUAUAUUGAGCUUUUAAGAAGGCUCACAGCUAUGGAGGAAAGCCUCAAGACCAUGAAUUCAAACAUUGGCAUUGUCAUCAAGGGGAACAAAGAUUCAUUGGAAAUACUUGAUAGCGUUGCCAAUGCCUCUGAAGAACUUCUUGCAGUUAUUGCUCCUACUAUUAUACCUGCUUCUGCUUCUGUCCCUUUCGCAGCUUCUUCCAUUAGUUCUACUCUGGAUUGGUAUACAACACCUUCUGAGGCUUUUUUUGGUAGCUCUUCUGCUGCUCCUUCUGUUGCUCCUUCUGUCACUCCUUCUGUUGGUCAAGUAGUUCUUACUCAUGCAAACGCUGGUGAACUUAGUAAACAGGAUCGCACUAGAGUUUUAGCUCUUAUCCGAGGAGAGUUGAAGAAACACAACUUCAAAUCAAAUAAGCCAGAACUAGUUGCAGCUAAUGACAGCAAGUGCAGUUGGGAUGUUAAUGUUGAUUACAGCCUUCCACCCAACAGACAGCUGAUGCAUGACCUUCAUGCAUAUCUGGCUCCAAAGAUUGUUGGGACUAGUGUUCGACAGGCCGAUAUUAGCGAUUGUAUCUACACAAACUUUUGUGGAACGAGAUUCCGAGUCAAGGAAUCCUAUGAACAUUUUGACUGUCGCGAGCUGACCUACCAUACAUUCAAGGCUGAAAUUGAUAUGAAGGUGGGUAAGAGCUGCGAUGGACUCUUACAGAAAGAAGCAAUGUCUGAGGGCGAAUCUGAAGACAAUAUGCCUGGAGUCUCAAGCAACCGUGCAAUUCGUAUAGUGCGUCCAAGUUGGAGAAGCGAUGAGUACAAUCACUUUCUUGCGGUUGUUGAUGAUUUUAUGCGUAAUCGCAUGGACUUCAAUUCGCGUCAGAUGUUGAAGAGGUCCUUCGGUAGAGAUGCUGUUUUAGCAGUCCCGUCUAGAUUGACGUCCCAUCUCCAUCACUGGGCUUUUAGAGGAGUUUCAAUAAAUUUUGUUUUCUUAUCCUCUAUAUUCUCCACAUCCUCCAUCUGA
Molecule: messenger RNA, 1092 nt
Organism: Phycomyces blakesleeanus NRRL 1555(-)
Lineage: Eukaryota; Fungi; Mucoromycota; Mucoromycetes; Mucorales; Phycomycetaceae
Exons: 4
Coding region: 1-1092 (363 amino acids)
Source: RefSeq, a predicted model, not a curated record